AAGAUCAUGGGAGGUGUCUCCCUGCAGCCAGAGAUGGAGGAGGAGAGCUCUGAUCUGCAGCUGGAGGAAGACUUUCUCAAGAAGCUGAAAGACAAAUACUGCUGUAAAUUAAAGGAGGACAUAAGAUGCACCCUGGAGAGAGUAAUUGAACAAGAAAAUAAGACAAUAUGGAGGGACAGAGAGACUCCAGAGAAGGACGAGGGCUUCCUCCACUCUCAGUUUCCCAUGGACAUCUGGACGAAUUUGAAGGGAUCUAUUGUAGGCUCUGCUGCGAUCGAUGCUCAGCUGAAACAGAAAGUGAUCUCUUCCUGCCUGCAAGAGCUCAAAGACUUUCCCAAGAGAUUUGAGGCGGGGUUCAGGCUUCACUGCAGCGCUCUGCAGCCGGAGCCUAUCUGGACAGAGUAUCAGAUUACAUACAUCAACAGCUUCACAGCUUUACAGCAGCACAUGGAGGGGUACCGGGACACGUGUCCUGCAGAGGUGGAGGACUUAAAGAAAGAGACUGAUGGGCUGAUCUUCAGGCUCAGCCAGGGGCUGGAGGUCCAGUUCAAAGAGGACGUCGAGCUGUAUCUGAGGAGAAUGAUAACAAGGAAGUGGCUCACCGACGAUGACGACUUUAAACAGCUUUCCAGACGCACGGAACUGCUCUCUAAGCACUGCGCUCUCAUGAGGCCUCCACACAACCAGGACUUUGCCAGCAGGCUGCACUACCACGUGGUACAAGAAUACAUCGGCCAGCUGAUGAAGAAAAACUUCUCGUGCAAGAACCAGAGACACGAGAGAGCAGCGAGCAAGAUCCGCAAGCAGUGGGAAGAACUGAGGGACCUGUUUGAGGAGAUGAACUCGGCUCACGAGUGGCUCUAUGAUGUCGGAGACGAGCUGAGCGUCAUCGUCGAACAGAAAAACAAGAGAGACAUAAAGAACCAUCUGGAGACUUUAGUGAAGCAUUACCCUGACUUCUGCAAGAAGCACCUGGUCGCUGUUCUGUACUUCAGAGGUCUGAUUCGAGGCCGUGAACAUCAGCUGAUCCUGCAGAAAUUCACGGAGCUCAAGAAGACACAAGGCAGAGCAGACGAAGACAAGAGCCACGUUUUAUUUCGUGACAUGCAGAUCCCUGCAAAGACAGACUGCUUCUCCCAUCUGCCUUUCUCCUGCCUCAGCUCCCUGCUUCCCGACAACUAGGGCAGCAAGGACGGAGGACUUUUGACAGAAACGUUUUUGACAUAUCGCAAACACGGCUGACUAAAGUAACAAACAACAACUGUUGUACAGAAUCAGGGUCAGAUUUAUUAUCAAACUAGACUUGUUACCUUCAAAAUGUUAUUCAUGAACCUAAAACAUCUGUUUGGUUUCAGGAUAUAACUUGGAUAUUCGUCCUUUUUUAUUAUUGUUAACGAAUUCCACAUUAAAACCCAAACAAGCAAAAGCCCUCAUGUAAGAACCAUUCAUACACAUUGACUUUUAUUUUUUUAAACUGGCACAUAUAAACAUUUAACAUGUUACAAAUUAAAACGUCUCACACAUUGUACGAUCCACAUUCUCCCUUCACCCAUAAAGCCCAAAAAAAAUACAUUUCCACUGACAUCAUUACUUUUUUAUUUGAAUUAAUUUGAAGUUCAAAACAUAUAUGGAUCUAAGACAAAUUCAAUGCAAAUUCAUUUUUAUGUUCACCAUUAUCUUCAUCAAGGCUUGCCAAUAACUCAAUUACCUUGGUUGGUGAUUGGUUACUCAAGCUAAGAAAUCGUAAUGACAUCAUGAAGUGGGCAAAUUCUUAUCAGCUCAUUUAUAUAAAUGGAUCAGAACAAAAAGAGAGAGAAUCUUUUUUCUUAAAACUUUCAGAAUCUCUUUACACAGAGGGGACACAUGUUGAUGUAGAAAAGACAUGAAAAAGUGGAUUUUGCAUAAUAGGUGACCUUUAAGUUGACAUGAAGUUAAAAAUCAAUCAAGAAAAUAAGUCCACUAUACAGAUUAACAUAACAAAUGCAGCCUGACAAAGGAGUGAGAAAUUGGAUGUCUCCUCCAACUCACAGCCAAAUGUAGAGAACACAUAUGUUUCCAAUAAAAUAAAUCAAUAAAUGUGACCCAUGAACUCCAUUACACAAUAAGAGUGUAUCCAGUAUCGUGAGGAACUGCAGGAUACAUUUCUAAGGAAAAAACAUUUAGCCAACUGGACCAGAUCAAUUCAUUAAAGAUUGUGAAACUUUGUGAGAAGCUGCAGAUUUGAUAAAUAAAAAGCAGAUUUCAGGGGAGUUUUUCUCAGCAGUGGGAUUAUCCUAUUGUUGACUUUAGUUUGGGUUUAAAAUGUAAAACUGAUAAAACUGUAAGAAAUCUUUUGUGUCAAGCGCUGUGAAAACCCAGCAUACUGUCUUUGAGACGUUUAAAGUGUGUGUGCAAGCGCUCCAAACUCCCUUCAAUCUAAAGAAUUAGAGCUUUCUUUUGUAAAAUGUGAAUUUUUCCUUUGUUUUCUGUCAAAUCUCUGAUGUCACAUGACCCUGUGUGAUCACUCAAGCAGGAAGCCAUGCGAAAACGAGCUUAAUGGGAUUUUCUUUGCACCUUUAAUGUAUUUAUUUAAUCGUAAUUCUGCUUUCUUGUCUUUGUAAAUAUGUAUUUUCAGUUUUUGUGACCUUUCUGUUUUGAUUGACUAAAGUUCUCAUAAUUCCUGACAAUUAUAUGAAUAUAUAUAUAUAUAUGAAAUACUUCAGUAAUUGUUUCCCUAUCAGUGUAAAGCGAACCAAAAUGAAUUACAGAGGAAAUUAUAAUGGAUCAACAAUGUUUUAUCUUUUUUUAAUAAAAAAUAUGAAACCUGUUUAAUUAAUUUCACGAAUCUCUUACGACUAUAUUUACGUGUGAAUA
Messenger RNA from Notothenia coriiceps (black rockcod), 2853 nucleotides. RefSeq names its product exocyst complex component 3-like protein 4. Gene Ontology annotation, molecular function: SNARE binding. NCBI's taxonomy places the organism in Eukaryota, Metazoa, Chordata, Actinopteri, Perciformes, Nototheniidae. The record is from RefSeq and is a predicted model, not a curated record. The coding region runs from base 7 to 1182 and encodes 391 amino acids. Gene Ontology annotation, cellular component: exocyst. The transcript is spliced from 9 exons. Gene Ontology annotation, biological process: exocytosis; exocyst localization.